UCCUCUUACAAAUUCAGAAACUUUUUGCUUGCACAGCUGAUGAAGGACCUCUUUCCAAAAUUUCCUGUUUCUCUGGAAUCCUUGUGUACUUCACUUCAGUUUGAAAAAUCUCUACAUCUCACUGCAGUUACUCACCUAAAAUCUUUUGGAUUUAUAUACAAGUCAAUUAAACUUUAGGAAUAUCAAUCUGUCCAGUUGUAAAGCAUAAGUGAUUGUGAAUCAGUUUCACCUGCUUUGGUACAAAUUAAAGUGACAACAGGUGUACUGGAGAGGCAACAGCAAGACAACCCACAAAAAGGGAAUGUUUUUGCAGGUGGUGCCCACAGUUCUCUCCUUAUCCUCCCUGAAUGAUUCUUCUCUAAAGUACAGUAGUUUCCCAAUUUCCCUAUUGCUAGUGUCGUCACUACUGGUAGCAUGAGGUAGUCCAGCUCCUCCAGAAUGACACAUCCAUAUGUGCCAAAAAGGUUUGCUGUAUCUCAGCACAGUCUCAGGAAUGUGGAGAAGAUCACAGUUCAUGAUUCAUUACAUAAGGAGAGCUGGACAGGGCCAUAGAAAGGCAUCAUGCCAGAAACAGGACUUGUAUUUCUUCCUUUGUGCAAGGAGGAAUAGGAUAACCACUGCCAGAGCCCUACAAAAUAACCUCUAGCUGGCAUGUGUCUUUUCUGACCAAACUAUCGGAAAUGGAUUACUUUAGAGUGGUAAGAGGGCCCAGUAUGUUCUAGUGGGACCUGUUUUCUCAGCCACCACCAUGCAGGUUGAUUAGCAUUUGCCAGAGAGCACCACAAUUGUCAGGUCUGCCAUUGUCACUUUUCUUCACAGAUUAGAGCAGGUUCACACUUGGCACGCGACAGAUGUGAAAGAGUCGGGAGACAUCGUGAAUUUUAUGCUGCCUGCUACAUCAUCCAGCAUGACUGGUUUGGUGGUAGGUAUGACCAAAUGGGAAGGUGGUGGCUGUCUGCUGCGGAGGUGAAAAUGGGAUUCAAAUGUGUACUGUCAGUAUGGGGAAAGCAAUACCAGUAUAUCAUUUUUUUCUGAGUAGUGCAGUAGUGCAUUGGACUGUCCAGGAGUACCAGGUGUAGUGAUCGACCGAUAUGACGACAGGCCAAUUAAUCGGGCCGAUUGGUGCCAUUUUUAUACAUCGUUCGAGGCCUGCGCCGAUGAAGCCGAUAAACAAAAAUGCCUGCACGCUCAACGCAGCUAUAAGAUAUCCAACGAUAUUGUUUGUUUUAUUUUUGGUCAUAAUCUUGAUUUCCAUUGGCCUUCUAAUACUACUACUUGCUGAUACAAAUCAAAAACAUGGCGUGAAAUUUGCAGAUCACAGUCAACGACAGCGUGUCCAUAAUUAUGUCAGAAGUGUGUUGGCCAGAGAGUGCCGACCAUCUUUUGCAAGAAAGAAUAUAGAGAUGAUGUUUCCUAGUUCCACACCAGUGGCUGAGCCUUUUUUACAAAAGAACAGCAACUUAACAGAACAAAUGUUCAGGUAUCCUCUGCCAUUUGGAUUACUGGACAUACAACCCAAGAUAAAGAAUAUCUUGAAUAUCAUACCCAUUUCAUCAUCAGAGAAGACUGGUAGGCAUGGUUGUCGCCGAUGUGUUGUGGUUGGCAAUGGUGCCAUACUUAGAGGACUGGAGCUUGGGCCUCUUCUAAACCAGUUCAAUGUCAUCUUAAGAUUGAACAGUGGCCCCGUGAAAGAAUUCAGUAGAGAUGUUGGGAACCGUACCACCUUCAGGAUGAGCUAUCCUGAAGGCAGCCCAAAGAUUUGGGAAGAUGUGGAUCCUCAGCUUCAGUUUGUGGCUGUUAUGUACAAGUCUGUGGACUUCAACUGGCUUCAUGCUAUGAUCACAGGAACAAAAGUUUCAUUCUGGGACAAGCUGUUUUUCUGGCAGAAGGUGCCAGGCCAUAUUCCUGUCGCACAGUCCAAGAUCCGUAUCUUGAAUCCGGAGAUCAUAAGGCAGUCAGCCUUGGACCUACUUGACUUCCCCAAACCUAAGCAGCGGCUCUGGGGUUGGGAUCAGAAUAUUCCUACCAUAGGGAUGACUGCUGUCAACUUGGCAACCUAUUUGUGUGAUGAGAUCAGUUUAGCAGGCUUUGGCUACAACCUCAGCCAAAAGGAUUCCCCAUUGCAUUACUAUGACACUGUAUCCAUGACAGCUAUGUUAAAGGAGACCAUGCACAACGUGAUGCGUGAGAAAACCGUUCUCCAGAGAAUGAUUGAAGCAGGCAGCGUUUCAGAUCUUACAGGAGGGGUACACUGCAGUUUCUGCUAAAGCUAAUGCCACUUUGAACUGACAAAGACCUGUGUAUGAGCAGGACUACUUGAACAGUAUUACCACUGCUAACAUUAUCUUGGAGGUACAAAGUCAAAUCAAGAUUCAGAAAUGCAAUCGUGUUUUGAAAUGCGAAAUUAGAAACUAAGAUCACCAUAAUCUUAGCAUAAUGCUCUGAUGUAUUGAUAGCCAAAAGACUGUAUACAGUGUUUUUGUUGUAAUUAAUGUGCAUGUACUGAAGUGACUUGUACUGCACCGUUUAUCCCAGAAAGUGUUUAUUGCUACCAUUACUUGUUUGUUUGGUUUUUUUUUUUUUUUUUUUGCUGGUUGAAUGAACAUUUACAGAAUUUGGCAGACGCACUUGUCCAUUGGCUAUCUGAAAAAUACCAAUACACAACAAACCUACAGUCAA
Messenger RNA from Electrophorus electricus (electric eel), 2679 nucleotides. It is a transcript of the gene st3gal5, whose product is annotated as ST3 beta-galactoside alpha-2,3-sialyltransferase 5. The record is from RefSeq and is a predicted model, not a curated record. NCBI's taxonomy places the organism in Eukaryota, Metazoa, Chordata, Actinopteri, Gymnotiformes, Gymnotidae. Gene Ontology annotation, molecular function: lactosylceramide alpha-2,3-sialyltransferase activity.